This is a messenger RNA of Durio zibethinus, 680 nucleotides long. RefSeq lists its product as uncharacterized. The record is from RefSeq and is a predicted model, not a curated record. NCBI's taxonomy places the organism in Eukaryota, Viridiplantae, Streptophyta, Magnoliopsida, Malvales, Malvaceae.
UCCGAUACCACAUAUCUUCUAUUUCUCUCUAAUUGCUCUACUCAAACUCAAACAAGAAAAAUAAGAAAAAAAAUUGCAUAGUAAUUUUCUGUCCAGUAAAGAAAGAUGGUAUUCUCUCAUAGGAAAAACCUAUUUAAAACUGUAUUCUUUUGCUGCUUUUUAGUAGCCUCACUUCAACUUGGAGCAAUGAGGCCACUGGAUGGGGAGCACUGGCUGGCAAAAGAUGAGCUUCUGCUUCGAUCACUCCAAAAAGGUCAGGAGAUAGGGUCCGAACACAAUCCAUGCACAAACAUCCCUGGAAGCGAAACCGGAGUCUGCAAGCUUGGCGGCAUGAACAUAGCUGGUAAUGUUAUGCACUCGUCUACCGCAUUUCCCAGCGUUGUUGCUGAGUUUCGGGCGGCUUCCACUGCCAACGGGACUCAUGAUCAAGACAAGAUUUCUUAAUUGCUACAAGUUUAGCCAUCCAAAUUCAGAAUUCAAAAUACAUAUUAAUGUGAUCAAAAAUUUUUUUCUCGCUGUUUCCCAUAUUUGUAAAUUCUUUUGUUUAUUAAUUCUUGCUUAGGGCAGCCAAUCCAAGUAAUGUUUAGCUGGGAGGUAGGAUCGAUGUUCAUUAUUUUAUUCAAAAUGUUUUGUUUUUCUUUCUUUCUUUUCCUUUCUAAUUUCUAACGCUGAAUGUUUUA